AGAGUUGUGGGCGGGCCUGCUGGUCGUGGCAGCGCCACAGACCGGCACGUAAGUGGCCUGCAAUAUUUCUACAGAGAACUUGUCUGUCUUGUUUCAGUAACACAGUCAGGACAAAGACUGGGAGAUUAUUAAGUUGGGCUCGGGCUUUUCGGCUGUGGCAGACAUUUUUCGGUGUGCGUGGUUUACGUUUUAGCGCUGAAAAGUUUCCAGUUCGCUCACCUGCUGCUGUUGUUUACCCGUAGCGCCAGUCAGGAGACCAGUAUGGCAUCAUGGAUUGGCCUUAUUCUUGUGGUUUUGAUGGUCUGUUCACAUAGAGCAGAGGCGGGUAGAGAUGAAGUGCUGUACUGCUCAGCCUGCAUGGCGAUCGCAGAUGAGCUUAACUACACCAUCAGCCAGAUUGAUCCGAAGAAGACUGUUCAGGUUGGAGGGUUCAGGCUCAACCCGGAUGGGUCUCUCCAAGAAAAGACGGUGCCGCUGGCUAAGUCCCAGACUCACCUGUCCGAGCUGUUGGACGAAGUUUGUAACAGCAUGAGUGACUAUGCUCUCUACGAGGACCCUGACACCAAAGAGCAGAGCUACAAGAGGUUCGCUCCCAGAGGCAACGAUGGCGGGAACUUUCCAGAUUUCAAAAAUUUUAAAUUUGCUGGACCCGAGGGCACAGAUUCCUUAAAGUUUGCUUGUGAGACGAUUGUGGAGGAGCUGGAGGAUGAUAUCAUCUCUCUGUUCACCCGUGAAGAGAAGAGAGUGGCUAAGAAGUUGUGCAGUGAAAUAUCAGAUCACUGUAAAAACAGUGUAUUCCAGCAUGGUGAGCUGUAGUGUUGCGUGUCCGUCAGCUGGAGAGUGCCCCAAAGAACCUGAGCGGUAACCGUGGACCAGUCUAAUUCCAGAGUUUAAAUUGCAAAAAACUGUGAAAUAUAUUUUAUACAAAUCUGUAAUGAUUUUGAGUUGUAAUAUUUUGAUAAAGAUUAAUAAAA
Astyanax mexicanus (Mexican tetra) is the source of this 974-nucleotide messenger RNA. It is a transcript of the gene cnpy1, whose product is annotated as canopy FGF signaling regulator 1. Gene Ontology annotation, cellular component: endoplasmic reticulum. The coding region runs from base 262 to 816 and encodes 184 amino acids. The record is from RefSeq and is a predicted model, not a curated record. The transcript has 6 exons. Lineage: Eukaryota; Metazoa; Chordata; Actinopteri; Characiformes; Acestrorhamphidae.